AUGUCGCUCGACCAGCGUAUACAAUCGUGGCUACAACAAAUCGAACCUGCAUCAAAGGACAAGCAUUCCGCGAAGCGCCGUCGAUUAAAUCCCCCGACUCCAGAGCCGUCGCGAAGCGGCCACAGCAUGGGUUCCAGCAGAUCUACAAAGCGCCGCGCAAAUGACGCGCACGAUGACAUGGAGGAUACCUUUGAGACGCCGCGGCCGCUGAAACUCAAAGCCCCGAGAAGUGAAUCUGGUACCUCUUUACCUUCGUCAUCAGCUGCAUCGUCCAAGUCUGGGUACUACUCGCCAACGAAACAGUUGCGUAACCUAGAGUUUCACCCCAGAGGCGUUGACCCUAGAGAGCUUAAGGACUUUCACAAUAAGCCAGCUAGCUUAAAAACGCUCUUGCAAAAGAUUGAUCACAGUUCGUCCGGUUUCGGGAUUCUGCCAUUGUCACAGCGCGCUUUGAUGGAUGAACUGGAUGACGAGAUUUACAACGACUUCGAAUGGGCAAGACAACCACCUUUCAGAGAUAUAUAUUUCUCGAAUGAUCGUGAUAACCUGGGUCAUACACCACCGCCGGAAAUAAUCCAGACGAUUCUUCAUGAGGCAGGUGAAUGCAACAAGAGAGGCUGCUCAGAAGCGCAUUGGAACGUCGAGGUUCAUCAUUUAGUGCUGAAAGCCGCAGUGAGACCCUUGCAGGGUCCACGGUCGAAUCAGUUCUUUGACUUCCUUCUCAGCACCACCGCGUCGAUCUUGCCCGAGUACCAAGCGACAUCAGCGUCUAAGAAAGUUGAUUUUUGCAUGUAUACCGAUCCGAGAUUUGGUGGAUCGUCACAAAUCUCCGAAACCAUCCUGGCUUUGAGGAAUGUUUUACCCAUGGGCAUUUUCAACCACGCCAACCUAGCUCCGCUGUCCGACCGCCCCAUCGCAGUCAGCAUCGAAACUAAAAAGACAGGCGAAGGGUGGGAAAACGCUCGACUACAAAUGGAAGUAUGGAUGGCAGCCCACUGGCAAUUCCUACGCAAGCUUCUGGAACUACGACGCCUCGCAGCAGAGGCAGUAUCUUCUCUGAAACAAACAACCGAGGGCGUGACACUUGAUCCGGAAGAGAAAUGUAAACUACCAGAGUUUCUCCCUGGUAUUAUCAUUCAGGGGCACGAUUGGCAUCUUGUCAUCACGACGCCGGAUGGUGAAAAGACUCUUUUUUGGCAAAAGAAGAAUUUCGGUCAGACAUCUGAGUCCAAAGGGAUUUAUACGAUUAUUUACAAUUUGCAACUGUUGCGAAGAUGGGCGCAGGAGGAGUAUUGGAAAUGGAUGAGGGAAUUGUUACUUGGAUGGCCACGGCAUAAGGGGGAAGUGUUUGUCGUUGGAGCUUAUUGA
Fusarium odoratissimum NRRL 54006 is the source of this 1368-nucleotide messenger RNA. RefSeq lists its product as uncharacterized. The transcript is spliced from 2 exons. Bases 1 to 1368 code for a protein of 455 amino acids. Lineage: Eukaryota; Fungi; Ascomycota; Sordariomycetes; Hypocreales; Nectriaceae. The record is from RefSeq and is a predicted model, not a curated record.